Molecule: messenger RNA, 3341 nt
Organism: Cannabis sativa
Lineage: Eukaryota; Viridiplantae; Streptophyta; Magnoliopsida; Rosales; Cannabaceae
Exons: 9
Coding region: 610-3117 (835 amino acids)
Molecular function (GO): protein binding
Source: RefSeq, a predicted model, not a curated record
GUGGCUCCAAUCAUGCACAUAAUGAUGAUAAUAAUGAUGAUGAUGGAGUUGGAGUUGGAGUUGGAGAGGAUAUAGAUAACAAACAUGGUGCUGGGUUACCCAAUUCACCAUCUUCUUCAGGUGGGUUCCGUGUCACUUUGUAGAGUGGGACAUAUCACAUUUGUGCUCUCUCAACAUUUAUGUUGGUGAUGAAAAUUUGGAAACUUUUGUAGAAUUCUACAAUACAAUACAAUACAAGGACACACAUUGUUAUGUUGUUUUGCCACAAGAAUUUUUGUUUUCUUCAGACUUGUACUACAAUACUACUCUAGGUGGCUUUGGCUAUGGUCUUGAGCUGAGAUCACAUACACUGUCAGAUCAGAUCAGAUCAGGUCCGGGCCCUGCCACUGUUGAAUUUGUGUCCUUUUUGGCAGCAUCAAAGCAUUUUGGAGAAUUCUGCUGGGAAUUUUUUAUAUCGGUCAGCAACCGGAAAAUCCAUUGCUCUUACUGGGGCAGUAUAGUGAUGAUGAUGAUCAGGAGGAUGAGAAACUUGAUGAGGCUGCUGUGGAAAGUUCCUUGGUUGAAAAUAACAAUGAGGUUAAGGGAUCGAAUGGAGAAGGUUGUUUAGAUAUGGAUGCUAACAAACAUGAAUCUGAUAAAACCUCUAGCUCUCUUGAUGUUAACCACAACCUCGACGACACAGAUAGAAAAGAAAGUGAUGAUACAGCCUCGACUGCCUUAGGCAAGGGUGAUACAGCCUCAACCGCCUUAGGAAAGGAUUUGGAAACUGGACAGAUCUUUGCCCCUGUAACAUCUGAUUUACAACCAAGUGGAGAUGUGAGUUCUGGUUGGCAGAUGGUACUGCAUGAGGAAAGUAAUCGGUAUUAUUAUUGGAACACAAUAACUGGAGAAACCUCAUGGGAAAUACCGGGAGUAUUGGCUCAGGCAUCUGAGUUGACCAAUAAUCAUGCAUCGGCCAUCACUAAUGAAAGAACCGAAAAUGCUUUUGUUGGUAUGCAUGACCCCAGCUUGAGUAUAGGUCCGACAUUUGAUGGUGUUUCAGCUGGAACACAUAUUGAAGGUUCACAAUUGGUUGAUUGGAGUGUAGCAAAGAAUGAGGCUCAGAAUGAUACAAAUUGUGGUAAUGAUGUCGUAAAUGCUUCAUCUGUCAAUGAUACUUUAGGUGAAGGUAGUUCUAUGAAAGAUGUUUAUGACAAGUUGGUAUAUGGUAUGAUGGACACUGAAGGUCAUGGUUCUGGAAUGGACCUUUCUACUUCUCUUAUCGAACGCAGUGAGUCUUUGAUAGAGAAAUUUAAGACAGUUAAAGGGUCUGACAGCAAAAUGCAAAGUAUUGACUGCAUCUCCAGGUGUAUUUUGGAAGUUGAGAUUAGACUUUCUGAUAUUAAAGCACUUUCAUCUUUUGGUUCUUCUCUGCAUGAAUUUUGGGUACAUUCUGAAAGACGAAUUAAACAACUCGAGGAUUAUAUUAGUGGUGAACUUUCCAAUAUCAGUACGCAAACACAAAUUGAUAACAAGAUUCAAGAAAGCUCUGAAGCUGAUAUCGGUACUCAUACACAUCUUGAUGACAAGAUUGAAGAAAGCUCCGAAGCUGAUGUAUCUACAAUGGUUAACACAUCAACAAUAUCAUCUAAUGACCGCGAUGCUACAAAUGCCAUUACUUGCGUACAUGUAGCUACUACUACUGGUGAACAAGUAAAUAAUGGGGCAGCCUGUCCUGAGGAAUUAAAUCCGAAGCAAGGGUCACUUGCUGCAGAAGAUGACGACAUGGAUGUUGACAUGGAGGUUGAUGAUGCUUCUGCAGGCAAUACUGCCAUUGUCGAUGCAUCAGUUGUGAAGGAGUCUGCUGUGCAACCAAUUCAGCAGACAAUUCAGCCUGCAGGGUACACAUCUCUAGUCCCAGGCGAUGUGUUUAGUGUUCCACCUCCCCCAGAUGAAGAGUGGAUUCCCCCACCUCCACCAGAUAACGAGCAAAUUCCUCCACCCCCACCAGACGAGCCACCUCUGCCCAUAUAUCCUUUACCUCCAUCAUAUCCUGAGACAGCACCAACUCCAUAUGCGGAACAAUACAAUUUAUCUUAUCCAAACUCCAAUUAUGAAUAUUACGGGCAAGCAGCUACAGAAAUCCCGGGCAGUAACUUUUAUGGGCAGGCAGUGGCACCAGUCUAUUACGAUGCUGUUCCUGUUCCAAAUACAUAUUCUGAAACUCCUCAAGUCACAGCUGUUGCUUAUUAUGAUUACGAUUCUAGUGUUCCUCCUGCCCCUGGGGUUAGUAGUGUAGAGUCCUCUUUACUUCCCAGGGAGCCUGCUUCGAUUGGCUAUGGAACUCUCGUUUCUAAUCAUGUUGGAUCUGUGCAUUCCUUAGUUGAAGCAAACGGCAAUUCAUUGCCAUCUGCAGAUGAUAGCAACAGCUCUGCUGUUGUUGGUGAGAUUGGUAUGGCAUCUCUGGAGGUUCCUUCCACUAAAGCUUCCACCGAAGCUCCCAUUGUUUCUGCAAAAGAGAGUGAUUCGGUACCACCAGUUGAAGCAGUCCCUGCAACUGCUGCUACUUCCACUACCACAACAGCUACUAAGGUUCAUGCUAAAGUUCCACGUGUUAAAAAGCGGUCAGUUGCUAAUGCCCCGUCGUUGAGAUUAAAUAAGAAAGUUUCCAGUUUGGUCGACAAGUGGAAGGCAGCAAAAGAAGAGUUGCGGGAAGAUGAGGAACCAGAAAACGCAUAUGAGAUGUUAGAAAAGAAGAGACAAAGGGAAAUCGAGGAAUGGAAGGCGCAACAGAUUGCCAGUGGAGAGGCGAAAGAUAAUGCUAAUUUUCAGCCUCUUGGUGGUGAUUGGAGGGAACGAGUGAAGCGAAGAAGAGCUCAACAAGCCAAAGAAGCUGCACGAAAAACCCCCGAGUCAAGUAACGAUGAAAACCCCACCAAAGUAGUUGCCAAAGAAGAACCUACAAGAAAAACACCAGAGUCGAGGAAUGAUGAAAUAAAGAAGCCUGUAGUAAGUGAACUCUCGAGGGAUGAUGAUCUUCCAUCUGGGUGGCAGGCGUACUGGGACGAAUCGUCGAAACAAAUUUAUUAUGGAAACCUUGUGACUUCAGAAACUACAUGGAUCAAACCAACGAAAUAAGCCAUAGUUGAAUUUACUAUAGCUUAAAAUUUUGAUUUGUCUUACCAUUUUUUCUUUUCCAACCCUUGGUUCGUGUACAUGUUUAAUUUUAUGUCAAGGGGAAGUUCAUAGGAAGAUCAUUUAAACUAAAUAUUCACCAACAUUGAGAAGUAGAUUCUAUCUUUUUGACCAAUGAUAAAGUCUCACUUGUUUUCAUAUAUACAUAUAUAGUUUCUACUUGCUAA